This is a messenger RNA of Ruditapes philippinarum (Manila clam), 4527 nucleotides long. Its product is annotated as metallophosphoesterase 1 homolog. Gene Ontology annotation, molecular function: hydrolase activity. The record is from RefSeq and is a predicted model, not a curated record. The coding region runs from base 123 to 1190 and encodes 355 amino acids. Gene Ontology annotation, cellular component: endoplasmic reticulum. Gene Ontology annotation, biological process: GPI anchor biosynthetic process. Lineage: Eukaryota; Metazoa; Mollusca; Bivalvia; Venerida; Veneridae. The transcript has 9 exons.
GUUUAUAAAGAAAUAAAGUUGUUUCCCCUUUUUAUUGAGACGCCAUUUGUGCAACUUGUAGGAUACAGGUAAAAAUUAACAGGAUAAUAGUUUAAAAGAAUGGUAAAGCUGGAUGGUCUGGGAUGAAGUACAAUGGUAAUAUUGACCGUACCUGGUUGAAGAUAUUCCUGUCUGUGUUUUUACUGGCUUAUUUCAUUAAUGAACACCUGGUAUACUUCAUACAGAGUUAUAGAUGGCCAACAUUUCCUGAUAUACACAGGCACCCUGAGAAAUACCAGGUGUUGUUGUUAGUAGGGGAUCCUCAGAUACAAGGGUACCAGGAUGAAAAUAUAUUCCCUAUAGGUACAUUGUCCAGGUGGGAUAUUGACAGAUAUUUAAGGAAGACAUUUUCCUAUGCCUAUGAUUACACGAAGCCUGAUGUGAUAGUGUUCCUCGGAGAUCUAUUUGACGAGGGAAGUAAAGCAUCAAGAUUUGAAUACUCUGAAACAUUCAAUCGUUUUUCAUAUAUCUUCCAUGAGACAAAACAUACAAAGACCAUAUACAUUCCUGGAGACAAUGAUAUUGGCGGUGAGGGGAGAGAUUUUCAAACUCAACGAAAAAUUGAGAGAUAUGAACAACACUUUGGAAACAUGACAGAAAUAAUCAAGUUUGGAUUCAUUGAUUAUGUCAAAAUACAUAUUCAGUCACAUGCUCUAACAGAGGACAAAGUGGCUGCUGCUGAAAGGUUGAGACACAAACAAACAUCUAAAUAUACCUUACUUCUCAAUCAUCAAACAUUCAUGAUGGGACCAAAACAUUUUGUCUAUCCAAUAAUAAAAAGACUACAUCCUAAGCUGAUUUUAUCUGCACAUUGGCAUAAGGCAGAGAUGUAUACAUGUUUAGAUUGUUUAAGAGAUGAUGAGUAUAGCUGGACAGUGUCCCGGCAAGAUGUCUCGUUUAUUAAUACAUUCCUUGAUUUAGAUCUAAGCUCCCAACAUUCCAUGUUUGAACUUGCAGCACCAACAUGUAGUUAUAGAAUGGGUGUGGUAAAUAUAGGCUACAUGGUGGUCAUCCUAGGUGAGAAUGGGAGUUUACAGUUUACUGUGUUGUGGUUGCCAAGGAGAUAUACCAUGUUGCUAGGAUACGUUGUUACCCUGCUUGUAUUUCUCAUUGCUUUCUGUAUGAACAAAUGUGGAACCAGACGAAGAUAGCAAUUAAAGAAACAAGAUUAAGUUCUUAAUUAAGCAAACAAGUACAAUACAUAAACUUCAGACUGAUAUUAUUAUCUGUAACUUACUCAUACAAGAUUUAAUCAUCAAAAUAGGUGGGUUUUUUUGUUGCAACAGUGAUUGUUAGCAUACAGUACAUAAUCAUACACAGCUCAUAUACCUCAUUCUUUGAACAAAUAUUUUUUUACUUUUCUUUAGUUUUUGUAGGGAACCAAUUUUUAGCUCACCUGUCAUUUUGUGACAGGGUGAGCUUUUGUGAUCACUUUUCUUCUGGCGUCCGUCCGUCGUCCGUCCGUCGUCCGUAAACUUUUACUUUAAAUGACAUCUCCUCAUAAACCACUGAGCCAAUUUCAUCCAAACUUCACAGGAUUGUUCCUUUGGUGGUCACCUUUGAAAAUUGUUCAAAGAAUUUAAUUCCAUGCAGAACUCUGGUUGCCAUGGCAACCAAAAAAAACAAACUUUAAAUUUCUUCUUCUAAAAAACCCAAAGAGCUAGAGCUUAGAUAUUUGGCAUGAAACAUCUUCUAGUGAGUGUCUACCAAGUUUGUUCAAAUAAAAGCCCUGGGGUCAAAAUUGGCCCCGCCCCAGGGGGUCAUUGAUUUUUCCUAUAGGCAUAUAGUAAAAACUUAAAAAUCUUCUUUUAAAGAACCCAAAGAGCUAGAGCUAAGAUAUUUAGGAUGAAACAUGUUCUAAUGGAUGUCUACCAAGUUUGUUCAAAUAAGAGCCCUUGGGUCAAAAUUGGCCCCGCCCCAGGGAGGUCAUUGAUUUUCCCUAUAUGCAUAUAGCAAAAAACUUAAAAAUCUUCUUUUAAAGAACCCAAAGAGCUAGAGCUAAGAUAUUUAGGAUGAAACAUGUUCUAAUGGAUGUCUACCAAGUUUGUUCAAAUAAGAGCCCUUGGGUCAAAAUUGGCCCCGCCCCAGGGAGGUCAUUGAUUUUCCCUAUAUGAAUAUAGCAAAAAACUUAAAAAUCUUCUUUUAAAGAACCCAAAGAGCUAGAACUAAGACAUUUAGGAUGAAACAUGUUCUAAUGGAUGUCUACCAAGUUUGUUCAAAUAAGAGCCUUUGGGUCAAAAUUGGCCCCGCCCCAGGGGACAUUGAUUUUCCUUAUAUGUGUAUAGCAAAAACUUAAAAAUCUUCUUCGAAAAAACCCGAAUAGCUAGAGUUUAGAUAUUAAGCAUGAAACAUCUUCUAGUAAGUGUCUACAAAGAUUGUUCAAAUAAAAGCCCUGGGGUCAAAACUGGCCCUGCCCCAGGGGUGUAGUUGCUUUUAAAUAUAUGUGUAAAGAAAAAACUUAAAAAAUCUUCUUUUAAAAAACCCAAACAGCUAGGCCUUAGAUGUUUGGCAUGAAACAUCUUCUAAUGGUUGUCUACCAAGUUUGUUCAAUAUAUAUACAGGUGAACGACUUCAGGGCCAUCAUGGCCCUCUUGUAUAUAAUUAUUUUUAUAUAUGUUGAUUUUUGUUAUAAACAGAAUACAAUUUAUUAGUUUUCAAUCAAUAAGUAAACAAAGUGUACAAACAUAACUUGUGAGGAAAGGUUUUACAUAAUACUUUAUGUAAACAGACUUUGGCAGAAUAUACAUGCUUAUGAAAAAGAAACAUUUGGUUCAUGUGUGCUCUUUUUAGACUGAUCUAUUUCUGUGAAAAAAUUUCCAAAGGCAUUUUGUUUAUUUUGAUAUACUGUUUCUGUCACUUUUCUGUGAAAUUGAAAUAUGUAAAUGUUUUCCAUUAUAUAUUUAUUUGUAUGAUGUAAAGACAGAAUUUAGAAUCUAGUAAAGAAUAAUUUUAAUCAGUACUAAGAUAAAGAUUUUUUUUUUGAGUAGGCACAAGUACGAUGUUUACUUGCAAUAUGCACAACUUAGGAUACAAGUAUUUUAAAUGGUGUUUCUGUAUUCACAUUUGGAAGUUUUUAUUUAUUUUUAUUAUUUCUUUAUAUCAAAUUUGAACCUGAUCUUAUGAUGUCACUUUAUAACCAAUUUAAUUCUUAAUUUUCUUUUGAUUGGUUUAUUAACAAAAACAAAUACAAGGAAAGGAAACACAAACAUAUUAUUCUUUUGCUCUGACUUAAAUUAUCAUACGGUUUUAUGCCAUAAUACAUACAUGUAUAUCACAUAACCUUUUUAUGUAAUUUUUAAUAAAACAAAAGAAUUUGGAUGGAAUUGUACUUAAACAUGAAGAUAAUUAUUUGAUUAAAAGGAAAUAAGUUAAAGAAUAACAUGUACAACAUUAAACUUUAAUGCAUGUCUUAUAAUUAUGUAAGAUGUUUAUUUGAAUAACAAUCAAUUUGUUGUUAAAUUCUAAGACCAUUUCAUUUAAUCAGUUGCUCUUUUUCCUUUUUUUUUUUUGACAAUCUGUGUGUGUUCAUUUUUUUUUGAGCAAGCAGAAUUGGUUAAUCUAUAAAUAUUGUUAUAUUAUAUUCCAUGACAAGCUAUACAUGUACAUUAUAUUGUACAAAUGGGUAAUAUCAUGACUGUUCUGUUCUUUUUUUUUUUGCUUGCCUGUUUCGGAACAAACAUUUUAUGUUGCCAAUAAUUCUACCAUUUUAAAAGUAAUCAACAUGAAACUUGGAAUACUUGCUUAUCUUGACAGUAUUAGACAAGGGGCUUAAUUCUGAAAGCUAUAUUUUUUAGUUAUGUCCUUUUUUAACAUAGAAUUUUUAGCAAAAGUUGUUAUAUUAACAGACAAGCCUUAACACUAUAUGCCAUGCUCAUGUGGUCAAUUUAAAACAGCAAACGUUUAUUUAAACUGUUUUGCAAGCUGAGUGAAAAUCUUUAGUAGUUUUUCCUCAACAUUUUUUCCCUACAGUACACUUUUUAUGUAAUUAGUGAACAAAACUGUACAUUUGUUUGUUAUUAUUUAAUCAUUAUUUUCAAUUGAUUAAGGAACAAAAUGUUAUAACACAUAUUAAAUAUUCAGAGAUUAUAACCAUGUCUUUUUAUAACUAAAUUUGUUGUGUAGGAGCUUUUAUUUUCAUUAUAUGAACUAACCAUGUUGUCUUUUUGACACAAAGACUGCAUGAAAGGGCAUUAUAACAAAUCUAUAAGUAUUUACAUAUUAUUGUACUUUUGAAAAUGUGUAUGUGUUGAUAUUCUUUUCUGUUGCCUUGUUUCAGAAAUGAACUAUAUUAAGAAUUGAUACAGUUAUAUAGAUGGUUGUAAAUAAUCCUGCAGUCAGAGUAAGGGAAUGUUGUUGGGAUAAAAGCUUACAGCAUGAAAAUAACAUUUUCUGUUAAAUUAUCAAUUUUAUUGUCUUUAAACAACAAUAUUUUCAUAUAACAUAUUUAAGUAUCUAAAGGGGGUGAAACUAUAUCUUAUGAAAUUUUUU